AUGCUUCCGGGUGGAGUGAUGAUGAUCACAGGCGGUUACCAUAUAUCACAGUCAACGAAACGUUCUAUAACUGGCACGGAAGUUAACUCAGAAACUUUGAUGUACAACGUUACUUCGGGUAAAUGGGUUUCCUCCUACUCAAACCCAGGGCCUUCAUCAGAUGGCGAAUCCAGAUCGUCUGUAUCCCGCAGAGCUGGGCUUGGUGUCGGACUCGGCUUAGGUAUUCCCAUUGUCGCUGGGGCGGCUGCUGUCUUUCUUUGGUUCUACUUCCGGCGACGGCGAGUACGUCGAGCUCGAAACCAGAUGCUCCGCGAACUCUCCUUAGGCACAGAACGUUCUAUUUUUUGGAGUCCAGAAGAGUCUCAUCUGACUGGCAGUACUCACAGACCUUCCGAGAUUAUGGCUGAAAGAACAGGCCUUCUAAGAGAAACAUCUUGUCCCAUUAAAAACGAGCGGCUGCCUUUGAAUGCAAGAAUGUACCAGCCUCCGUCGCAACGUAACAAUGAGUAUAGGCGAAGUGACGGGACCGGCGACAUGCAUCCGAUUGAUGAAGAAGAUGAGGCACAUGGUGUGGCAGGUGGAGAUAGCACUAUUUGCAGGGCCGUUCAUCACAGCAGCACCGUUUUAUUGCCAAAGACGACUCGUACAGAGCCUUCUCCUGAGGGAGUUACGGCCUUUGCAACGAGUAUCGGUCGAACCAACGAGAGACAAUCUUCGGAGCACGACGACAGAACAUCUUCAAACCUUUCGGGCUCAUCGAGGUCGGCCGCUCCGCAGUCUCACGGUAUUAUGGACAACCAUCCGAGCCAGCCAAGCAGUGGGCGUGAAUCCCCAGAUAAAUCGAGUUCUGCAUCCAAUCAGAGUCGUGACACUUGGAGCCGACCCAACAGUACUGUGAUCUCCCAUGAACGCCGGUCUUCUGAUUCGUUUUCAACUGCCCAUACGACGAUUUCACAACGACAAGCAGAAGGCGAACAUCUACUACGAAACGACCCUGAACCCUCCUCCCCAACUGAUCUCAUACCAAGACCCCUCUCUAUCUCAAAACCGAGGGCUGAGUGGAUCGGCAACGUCCGACGAGUGCUCUCUAUGACUCGAAAGCGACCCCAGUCAUCUGAAGACGGCAGUGUUGCAUCUACGGCUUCGGGUAUCGAUAGGAGAAGUGCCGUGCUUGGACCCGCAGGUCUUUGCAAUAUUGUUUCACGUGAGUUGACGGGGAGGAUGACACGCGAUGACUUCGGGUUGGAUGGUGUACUAGAUCUCGAUGAUGAUGACUGGGAUGUGGAGGGCGCAGCAGAGAACCGACGCGUCCAAGUCACCUUUACCGUGCCGAAAGAGAAGCUGCGAGUUGUCAAUGCUACGGCCAAUGAUAUGGAUAACAUCAGUGAGGCAUCCAAGGUCGCUGUCUUUGAAGGUUGGGUUGGUUGGAGUACCAGCGUUCUUGCCAACCAACAAUUGGCUAUCCUCUAA
Molecule: messenger RNA, 1470 nt
Organism: Aspergillus bombycis
Lineage: Eukaryota; Fungi; Ascomycota; Eurotiomycetes; Eurotiales; Aspergillaceae
Exons: 3
Coding region: 1-1470 (489 amino acids)
Source: RefSeq, a predicted model, not a curated record